UGUUCUGUAUGUAGGAGCCAUUAUGAUUUAUUGCGAAUGUGGUUAAAUCAUAUAAUUAGUGAUAGAUAUAAUGGAUAUAAUUAACAAGUGUGAAGUAGUUAUGAAUGAAAAAUUAGAAAGUGUGUUAAAUAAUGCAUUAUUUUGUACCAAAAGGAAUUAGUAGAGUAAUACAUCUUAUAUGUGAAAGAGAAUUGAAAAAAUAAUCUGUUGUUAAAGGUUAUUAAGAGCAUGAGGAAAAUGAUUAAUAAGGUGCAAAAGCAAAUGUAAUGUGUCAAAGUUUUAAUGGUUAAUUGAAUACACUUAAUUUAUAAUUUAAAAAAAGGAUUGUCCCAACAGGUAUAUUAUAAAAUAAAAAAUGGGAAAAGUUCAUACUAGUAAAUUUUUGCUGUUCUGAUUAUCAGAAUAAUAUGCUAUAUAUGUUGAGCUUUGCAUCUUUUCUUAAAAAUUACUUUCAAGGGAAAUAAUUUUGCAAAUAAAAAUGACAGAUCCCUCAAUGAUGAAUACGGAUCAGCCAUACUGUUGGAAUACCGAGGUGUUUCAACAGAACACACAAUAUUAUCCAACUCCUCAGAUAUCGAAUUUUUCUGACUAUUCUCAACCUCCCAAUUUUAAUUCGUCAUAUUCCUACAGUGUACCUCCUCCAAAUAUUUCUCUUGAUAUAUCAAAUAUUCCUUCUUCAACUAUAUCAAAUGUUUCCCCUGAUAUUAACUUGACAAAUUCAAUGUACUAUGCAUCUAAUACCUACCAAAAUGAAACCAAUUUCUCCAAUAAUAUCCCUUAUCAGAACCAAAUGAAUUCACAGUGUGGCGAUCAGUAUUAUGGCAGAAUGGAUUCUGCACAAGAAUAUAUGAAUGAAAAUUAUGUCAACUGGAAUACGAAAUCUGAAAAUGUAUACAAUAAUAAUACUGGUAAUGAAUGGUACUCUAACUCUUCCACGAGUUGGACAACAUAUGCAUCUACUUCAUGGUAUGAUACAACUACAACGAAGUAUAAUGACAAAGAGAAAUUACAUCUAACGCAAACAUAUGAUGCAUCGCAAAGAAUGAAAAAAUGGAGGCAUAAUAACAAAAAAAUGUCCAAGCAUGCAGUUAGCAAACAGAGAUCUAAAAGUCCACAUAGUACGCAUGAGAAAGUAUAUAAAUCACAAUAUGAAGAUUACAGAGACAGAUAUCGUCAUCAUAAUAGGGAAAUAUCUAAUUUGAGAGACUCUUCACACGAUAGCAAGCAUUUUGAAAAAUCUAAACAACAUGGAAGUCAUACAUCUUGCUCAGAAGAAUCAUACAUAAGCAAUAGAAGUAGGAAAAGAUCGAAAUCACGGGAGUCUCAUUUAUCCAAGGACACUAUACCAACUAAUAACGGUAAACGGACAAAAGGUCUUACUGAAAGAGAGAUAUUGUUAGAGAAGUAUAGGCGUAAUUAUUGUGCAACGAGUAAGGACAUAAAGCGAAAACUAAAUGAAUUAUCAGUAUUGGGAUCUAAGGGUUUACUUGAAAGUGAAAAAAAGAUUUGGACACGCACAUCACCAGCGGAUUUGUAUUAUGUCAGGGAUGAAAAUAAUUCAAAAAUAGUGAAAAGUACUUUGAAGCUGCAAGAAUUAUGUGUAACAUUUAAGAAAGUGUUAAUAGACAGAGCAGCUGCAGCGAGAGAAUUGCAGCCACCUUAUGAACCACCUCCAAGAAAAACAAGAGCACGUCUUUGCCGUCAUAAAUCUGAAGCUUGCAGUAGCAGCUCUUCAUCCGAUAGUGAUAAUUCUAUGGAUGAAGAUGACAGAACAAUGGAAGAAUUAAUGGCAAAGAAACAGCAUCCACAAAGAUUGCAUCCUGAAAUGUGGUUUAAUGAUCCUGGCGAAAUGAAUGAUGGUCCAUUAUGUAGAUGCAGUGCAAAAUCAAGACGUUCAGGUAUAAGACAUGGAAUCUAUGCUGGAGAAGGUGCGAUAAACAAGUGCGAUCUAAAUACGAACAAUGCAGAUAAAUUAUAUCAUUAUAGAAUAACCAUUAGUCCACCGACAAAUUUUCUUACAAAGACACCGACGAUUAUUAAACAUGACGAACAUGAAUUUAUAUUUGAAGGCUUCUCCAUGCUUUCUCAUUUCCCAUUGGUUAAGUUACCUACAUGCAAAGUUAUAAGAUUUAAUAUUGAAUAUACAAUUCUAUAUAUAGAAGAGAAAUUGCCGGAAAAUUUUACAAUACAGGAACUAGACUUCUUUCAGACAUAUUUAUUUAAAGAGAUUUUGGAACUUGUAGAUUUUGAUUUACACGCAGCUCAGGACAAAUCUGGCUGCGGGCAGUUUCAUUUUAUGCCAAGAUUUGUACGUGACUUAACUGACAAUGGUCAAGAGAUUCUAUCAAUAAACGAAGUUCUGAAUUAUUUGAUAAAGAGUAGUACUCUCUUAAUAGAUCCAGACAAUCUAUCAAGAUUAGUGGCGAUGCCACAAUAUAAAUGGCAAGAUUUUGCUGACGAGGUAAAGGGGAUGGUCGUGACUUAUCCAGGGAAGAAACCGUGCAGCGUUCGUGUUGAUCAGUUGGAUAGAAAUCAAGAAGAAUUGUGCAAUAAGACACCGCUUGCUUAUCCUGAGAUAGUUCAUUUUGGUAUCCGUCCACCACAACUUAGUUACGCAGGAAAUGCAGAUUACCAAAAAGCCUGGAGAGAUUACGUGAAAUUUCGACAUCUACUCGCAAACAUGUCGAAACCAUCCUUCGAAGAUAAGAGAAAAUUAGAGGCAAAGGAAAAUAAGUUGCAAGAGUUACGUACUCAGAGCAAAAUGAAGCGCGAUGUCACGGUCGAUGUUAGCUCCGAAGGAUUUUACAGAACUGGCAUUAUGUGCGACAUUGUACAACACGCGAUGUUGAUACCAGUACUAGUCUGCCAUCUGAGAUUCCACAAAUCUCUGGAUAAUCUAGAACGCACGUUGGGAUACGAAUUUAAGAACAGGUAUCUACUCCAGCUAGCUCUCACGCAUCCCAGCUACCGCGAGAAUUUUGGCACAAAUCCGGAUCACGCGCGGAAUUCUUUGACAAAUUGUGGCAUAAGACAGCCCGAGUACGGCGACCGCAGGAUCCAUUAUAUGAACACGCGUAAGCGCGGUAUCAACACUCUAAUAAACAUAAUGUCCAGAUUCGGCGCGAAAACGGAAACGGAAUCAUCGAUAGCGCAUAAUGAACGGCUAGAAUUUCUUGGUGACGCGGUUGUCGAGUUCCUUACUUCCAUUCACCUCUUCCACAUGUUUCCGGAUUUGGAGGAGGGCGGUUUGGCUACUUACAGAGCAGCAAUUGUGCAAAAUCAGCAUCUCGCCGUAUUGGCGAAGAAACUGAAUUUAGAAGAGUAUAUGCUUUAUGCUCACGGUAGCGACCUCUGUCACGACUUGGAGCUAAGACAUGCAAUGGCGAAUUGCUUCGAAGCGUUGAUGGGUUCACUAUUUCUUGACGGAGGAAUAGAAGUGGCUGACCGGGUUUUUGGGGAGACGCUUUUUAAAGGUGAAGAGGAUCUUGCCAAAGUUUGGGUCAAUUAUCCACGACAUCCUCUUCAAGAACAGGAACCGACAGGAGAUAGACAAUGGAUUUCCAGCUUUGAACUGUUACAGAAAUUGACCAAGUUCGAGGAAUCAAUCGGAAUAGAAUUCACUCAUAUUCGUCUUCUUGCUAGAGCGUUCACAGAUCGUAGUAUAGGAUAUACUAAUUUAACAUUAGGAUCUAAUCAACGACUAGAGUUCCUAGGAGACACUGUGUUGCAGCUUAUCGUUUCUGAAUACUUGUAUAAGUACUUUCCGGAACAUCAUGAGGGACAUUUAUCAUUAUUGCGAAGCUCUCUCGUAAAUAAUAAAACGCAAGCGGUUGUUUGUGACGACCUCGGUAUGACUCAAUAUGCGCUUUAUGGGAAUCCAAAAGCUGAAUUGAAAACAAAAGACAGAGCAGAUUUAUUAGAAGCUUUUCUUGGCGCACUUUAUGUCGAUAAGGGUUUAAAGUAUUGUCAUGUAUUUUGUGAUGUAUGCUUCUUCCCACGUUUACAAGAUUUUAUUAUGAAUCAAGACUGGAAUGAUCCAAAGAGCAAAUUACAACAGUGUUGCUUAACUUUAAGAACUAUGGACGGUGGUGAACCAGAUAUUCCUGUGUACAAAGUCAUCGAGUGUAAAGGACCAACUAAUACAAGGGUUUAUACAGUCGCUGUAUAUUUCCAAGGAAAACGUUUAGCUACGGCUUCAGGACAUAGUAUCCAAGAAGCGGAAAUGAAUUCUGCCAAAGAAGCUUUAGAAAAAUCACAAGAUUUAUUCCCGCAACUGGAUCAUCAAAAACGUGUAAUAGCAAAAAGUAUGAAGAUGCAACAAUGGCCGAACAAACAGAGGGUAAAAGGAAAAUCUGAAAAAAGAUCAUAUGACAGAUCCGAUGAUUCUGAUUGUAGCCAAAGUCGGAGAAAAAGUCGUAGUAGGGAGCGUAUUACUCCAAAAAAAAGAGAAACUUAAUUUCUUACUAUUGUUGUUAUUGAUAUAAUAAAAAUAUCAUGAUUUUCAUAGAGAAAAAUACACAGAACAUAAUAUGAACAUUUUUACAGUUUUAUAUGU
Molecule: messenger RNA, 4555 nt
Organism: Trachymyrmex cornetzi
Lineage: Eukaryota; Metazoa; Arthropoda; Insecta; Hymenoptera; Formicidae
Gene: drosha
Product: ribonuclease 3 drosha
Exons: 10
Coding region: 479-4456 (1325 amino acids)
Biological process (GO): rRNA processing; pre-miRNA processing; primary miRNA processing
Cellular component (GO): nucleus; microprocessor complex
Molecular function (GO): RNA binding; ribonuclease III activity
Source: RefSeq, a predicted model, not a curated record